This is a messenger RNA of Hemiscyllium ocellatum (epaulette shark), 922 nucleotides long. RefSeq names its product dynein axonemal assembly factor 6 (gene dnaaf6). The record is from RefSeq and is a predicted model, not a curated record. The transcript is spliced from 7 exons. Lineage: Eukaryota; Metazoa; Chordata; Chondrichthyes; Orectolobiformes; Hemiscylliidae. Gene Ontology annotation, cellular component: cytoplasm. Gene Ontology annotation, molecular function: dynein intermediate chain binding; protein-folding chaperone binding. Bases 100 to 684 code for a protein of 194 amino acids. Gene Ontology annotation, biological process: axonemal dynein complex assembly; flagellated sperm motility.
GGGAGGUCAAGUAAAGCUCGCCGCCAUGUUAAGUGUUCCCAUGGCGACGAGAAGAAUCGGUGAAACGGGGUAUUUAUUCAGCACUGACAGGGUUACAAGAUGGAUUUCACCUUCCAAGCUGACCAACUGCAAACUUUGUCAAAACUGCUGUCCUGUUCAGAUCGAGAUGAGGAGGAAUUGGAUGAGGAGCCUUGCGCAGGAAGCUUUGAACUGAAUCCUGGGCAGAUUGGGCCAACAAACCGAUCGAAUCCCGCAGCUAAAGAAGAUUUCAAGCCUGAAAAACCUUCAGACCCCAAACGGAUCUGGUCAGAGGAUGAUGUGCCUGAGGGGUCAGAGUUUGAGGAUAUCUGGGAUCCAAGAAAACAGCCUGAAUAUGAGAUUUUGUUCAAACAACAAGUUGGUACAGAGGAUGUGUUUUUCGGCAUGAGCAGAAAGGAUAGCUCCACAGCCUGCUGUGAAGACAUGGUGAUUAAAAUCAAGCUGCCAGAUUGCAAACCAACAGAUGUCACUCUGGAUAUUAAAGAACGGUUUCUUGCUCUUCGAUCACCAGACUAUAAACUGGGAUUGCACCUGCCACAUCCAGUCGAUAGUAAGAAUGGAAAAGCGCGUUUCAACACAGACACUCAGACACUGGAAGUUACCUUAACUAUGAAGAGGGAGUUUGAUUUCAUUAACUUUGCUUGAACCAAGCAAUGAGGAUGAGGAGUUUUCAAUGGAGUAGAAUUGAGUUAAAAUUGUUGUCAGAUACUUUGUGUAUUCAAGCACAGGCACUCAGUUUACUAUCUGUCGAUAUUUAACAUGUUGGUUUUAAAGAGGCAGUUCCAUGUAUAUUCCCCAUUCUAGAAGAAAAAUAGGAUUAAAGAAAUUCAAUUACCACUUUAGCUUUGUGCAAUAAAAUCAUAAUUUGUAAAAGUAAAACAAA